UAUAUCCAUAGCCAACAACCACUUAACAGCAAACUCCCACUCAAACCCAUAGAAGCAUAUAGAAUCCAAGGAAACACAGCUCUUUGCUCCCCACAACCCCUAACAAAAACCUCUGGUUUUAACAGCAUGAGGAGGAUAAAAAGCACUGUUCCCCACUUAUAUCUUUAUUGCUAAUGCACAUAUUCACAUCAUGUGGACCUCACACAAUAACCUCCAAAACUCCCUCAUCAUAUAAAAUUAUGCCUAGAGUUGUUGAUUAUCUUAAACUGACCCUCCCCACUACUCUCCAUCAUUCCAAACCCCCCCUUUCAUCUCUUUGCAUCCUUAAUAAUAUCCCCCCUUUCUUGUUACAUAUUGCUAUAUCCAUAUUCCACACAUACCAUUCAUUCAACUCUUGUUACAUAACUUCAUAAUACAAGUCCUCAAACUUGCACCACCAUGUCCAUAGCAGGCCUUAUAGACCCAGAAAUGAAUCACAACAAGUCCUUCCACCGGCGAAACGACUCUGGCGAGCUCGAUGUGUUUGAGGCAGCAAGGUACUUCUCAGGAUACAGUGAAGUUGUUGGCUACACUAGUGGCUCCACCACCUACACUCAGAAGAUCAUGAGAGAAGAAAGGCACCAUCAUGGACAAAGAGCUGCCAGAAUCAGCUUAGACAUGCCAAUGAGAAGCUUGCUCCCCCAACAAUUCCAUGGCAUGGAGAAGCAAAUCAUCAUGAAGGAGAAGAAGAACAAGCAGCCUAGCUCUCCAGGUGGAAGGCUUGCAAGCUUCUUGAACUCUCUCUUCAGCCAAUCAGCAUCAAAGAAGAAGAAGUCAAAGUCAGGCUCACAAUCCAUGAAAGAUGAAGAUGAGAGCCCUGGUGGAAGGAGAAGGAGAAGAAGCAGCAUUAGCCAUUUCAGAAGCUCAAGCACCGCAGAUUCAAAGUCCUUGUACUCCUCCUUGAGUUCAGAGUUUCGAACUCCUCCUUAUGUACAAACACCAACAAAGAGCUGCAAGGAAUUCAGAACCUUCUCAUCAGAAAAAAAGCAUGCACUGUCCUUUUCAGCAAAGUACAACAACAACAAUGGACAACAAAUAAGAUCAUCAACAACAACCACUUUGCAGAAUGAGUUGUUGUGGGAUGAGAAGAAAAAGAGGGAACCAACAACAACAACAACAACAACCAUGUUAGAUGAUAAUAGCAACCACAAACACUUAUCAGAGAAACAAAGGAACAACAACAACAACAAGGGAAAUCAUGAGUUAUUACUUGAGAAAGAUAGGAUCUUAGUGGACAACAAGUACUCAUCAGAAGAGAAGGAAACCACCACUCAAUUUAAGAACUUAAAUGAGGUUGAUGAUGGUGCAGAAAGUGAUUCAAGUUCUGAUCUGUUUGAAUUGCAAAACUAUGACUUGGGAUACUAUUCAAGUGGUCUACCUGUCUAUGAAACUACCAACAUGGAUAGCAUCAAGAGAGGAGCACCAAUUUCCAAUGGCCCUCUGUGAUUUUGGUGUACAAUAUUUUUCUUCCUUCUUAAUUGGUUAUGGUUGAAUUAGCAUGUUAGAAGCUAUGAAAAAGGAAAAUCUAUUAGAUUUUGCUUGUUUCCCGCAGGGUUUCAUUUCAACUCCUUUCAAUACUUCUUUUUUUCUGUGUGUACAGAUUGGAAUGUUGGCUUGUCUUAUCUAAUUUCAUGAUCUAAUGUCCUUUGCUUUAGGACCUUUGUUUUAGAGUGCAAAAACAAAACAAACAUAAGUUAAUGCCCUCCAUUAGUGGCUUCAA
Molecule: messenger RNA, 1759 nt
Organism: Glycine soja
Lineage: Eukaryota; Viridiplantae; Streptophyta; Magnoliopsida; Fabales; Fabaceae
Product: protein BIG GRAIN 1-like E
Exons: 1
Coding region: 439-1485 (348 amino acids)
Biological process (GO): auxin-activated signaling pathway
Source: RefSeq, a predicted model, not a curated record